Diprion similis is the source of this 990-nucleotide messenger RNA. Its product is annotated as glutamine amidotransferase-like class 1 domain-containing protein 3, mitochondrial. The record is from RefSeq and is a predicted model, not a curated record. The transcript has 5 exons. Lineage: Eukaryota; Metazoa; Arthropoda; Insecta; Hymenoptera; Diprionidae. Bases 1 to 990 code for a protein of 329 amino acids.
AUGAUAAACAAUGUUUCGCUCUCGGUUGUCCAGCGUUUUACUAUCAAAUGUCCGUGCCAAACUGUCAAGCGUUUCCAACCUCCACGUCAGUAUAUUUCAAAAAUUUCGGGCCAAAGAUUGCGAGCCCAAGCCCGUCGCAGUGAAUAUUUCGGUCAAAGUGACGCAGGUAUCGGGGCUCGUUUGGCCACCUUUACAUCUGGACACGCACGUUCGAGUUCGGUAUUGUUAAGGUAUCAUACACUGUUGGAAAUCGAUGCCCUGGAAUGUAACAUGCUUCACGCACACUCAGACACUCAUGCGAGCGCGAAUGCCUUGUCAAUCAAGUGCAGAGUUCUCUGCGGUUGUGGAUCCCUCGAUGGAACAGAAGUAACAGAAGCGGUUUCCCUGGCCAUAAAUUUGAACCUCAACGGUUUUAAGCCGGCGUUUUUCGCGCCCAAUAUCGAGAUCUGCGGGGUGAUGGACCACCUUUGUAAUCAACCUGACACUAGUGGCGUGGCUCGAAACGCGCUGGUUGAAGCUGCGAGGAUCGCGAGGUCAGAGGUCCGUCCGCUCUGCGAGUGCGACUGUAAUUCUGGAACCGCCCUGAUCCUACCUGGAGGUUUCGGCUGCGCCAAGACCCUGAGUGAUUUCGCCACGAAAGGAGCAGAGUGCACGGUUCUGCCGGACCUUGAAAGGGUCAUCACAGAGUUCGCUCUCUCCAAGAAACCGAUCGGAGCAAUUUGCAUGGCUCCGGUACUCGUGGCGAAGGUACUUUGCGGGACGAAAAUCACGCUUGGUAAAAGCCCACCAGAGAAGUGGCCUCACUGCGCGACGAUCGCCGAGGCAAAGAAGAUGGGCGCUAAGCAUGAGGAACGGAAUGUCACUCAGGUGACUCACUGCAAGCAGCACAACGUGUUCAGCACACCUGCUUGGAUGUACAACGGCACCUUUGCCGAGGUACAUGACGGGAUUGGGCGGUUGGUAAAAGCUCUCAAAAAGAAGAUGAAGUAG